Messenger RNA from Nerophis lumbriciformis (worm pipefish), 4479 nucleotides. The record is from RefSeq and is a predicted model, not a curated record. Lineage: Eukaryota; Metazoa; Chordata; Actinopteri; Syngnathiformes; Syngnathidae.
AUGGCAAUGCAUGAUAUGAGUCGUGCCAAGGGUUUCCCCUGUAAAGAAUGUGAUAUGGUCUGCCCCAGUACUCCAAGUCUUCUAGAUCAUAUGAAAGCGCAUUAUCAACAAGGAGAAAGUGCACGUUUUGAAUGUGAACAGUGUGGACGAAUUUUCAAGCACGCGGCUAGUUUGGCCAACCACAAAAAGUCUCACGAAGUGGGCUCCUUCCAGUGUCCUGUCUGCACCCGCACCUUGCCCAACGCAGUAGCCCUCAAGAAUCACCUUCGCAUACACACCUUGUCCCCGAGUAGUGCUCACGCCGAAGAAGAGAGUGAGGAGGUGCCAGAGGAAGGAGGUCCCCACGAAAGGGACUACGCCCUUAGCCAGGACCUCUCGGACGGUUUCGGGCGUGCGCACUUGAACAACAGUGGCCUGCAGGGCCACGAAGGCCCCAAAAGUUCCCCCGAGCCGGACGACGCUUGGGAUCGACCGUUCAAGUGCGACCAGUGCGACAGAACCUACCGACACCACGGGAGCUUGGUAAACCAUAAGAAGUGUCAUCAGCAAGGAAGUUUUAAGUGUUCUGUGUGCUUCAAACAAUUUGGCAACCUGGCUGCCCUCAACAGCCACGAGAGAACUCACUCCAAGUUUAAAAGCCCCGCAGCACCCAUGGUGAGCGGCGGUAGUGGUAACGGUGGCGGCGCCGCCCUCCACCAGUCUGAGCGCGGUGGGGGCGGCAGCUCUCAGGUCACACAGAGUGACAAUACCAACUCCUGCUUCUGCCACCUUUGCCAAAUCUCCCUUCCCAACAAGGCUGACUUUCAGGAGCACAUUCUCCUACACAAUACCACCUCACAGUCUCUGGGACUGUCCCGGAACUUUCCCGCCAUCAUGCCUCACAAUCUGAGUGCUGUCCGAUCUCCGGCGUACACCCCAGCUCUCGGGGACCCUCUACCCCUGCCGCCUUUGCCUGGUGAUAAAAGGGGUCCUUACGACCCUAUCAUGGGCCCACCUGUCAACAAUCCAAUCUAUACGUGCGCGUACUGCGGGGCAGGCCAUCCAGACCUAGAGACCCUUAAAGUACACUACCUUACUCAUGACCCCCACCCUGCCUCCCACAGCCAGGACGGCUCCCUACUCAACUCAGAAACGCUAAACUCUGGUUCUCAGGGCUCCGUGUCAUCAUCUUCUGGAGCGCGUGUGGCCCAGUCGGCUUCUCCUGAGGACGGUGAGCGUCGCUUCAAGUGCGGCGAGUGCGGCAAGAGUUACCGGCACGCUGGAAGUCUGGUCAACCACAAGCGCUGUCAUCAGACAGGCCACUAUCAGUGCACUGUCUGCUGCAAGCAGUACCCCCACUUGGCAGCGCUGCACAGCCACCUUCGAAGCCACAAGGGGCGUUCCUCCAACCAGCCUCUGGGCGAUGGCAACGAUUGGUUGUCUCCGGAGCCGCUGACGCUCGACUCUCAGCAGAGCUACGUUCAAGAGAGCAGCGGUGCCACCACUCCCAUCUCGCUUCCCGGAAACCUCACGGACCCUGCCCACUUUGUACCGGAUGGGAGUCAUAACAGCGCUUUGGAUUCCUUGGAGUUCCACGACCGUUUUGACGGAGGCCCCGCACACCGGCAAGCCGACCGCCACGUGUGCGGCGACUGCGGUGAGAUGUACUCCGACGUGUCCGGUAUGAAGUCGCACAUGUGCACUCGUCGUGGUCAAGCGCCGCCGCCGCAGCAGAGUAACAUGCCCAACGGGUUCAUUGGCAAUAUGAACUACCACAAUUCCAGCAGUGGCUCCAUGACCUCCAGUGGUAUGAAGGAGGGGAACGGCCAGCGACAGUACUCCCAGUCCGGAAUCAAAAGGAUGGGAAGUGCUGACAAGGAUGACGACGACGGAGAAAUUUACCAAUGCUCAGUGUGCGGCAACCAUUACGCCAGCCUCCGAGCCCUGCGCAGCCAUUUGCGAAGUCACGCCAAUAAUCCUUCUGGUCCCGGGCCAUCCGGCCUGGAGCAGGACUGGAGGAUGAUCUGCUCCACGUGUGGCCAAAGCUUUGCCAGGAAGCAAGAUCUUCUUAAUCACCAACUCGCUCACGGCCCCCAGAGGCCGGAUGGCCAACAGCAACAAGGCAUCGGAGGAGCUUCGCCCAACAGCAGCGACAAGAUUGAUGGACGCAGCCACAUUUGCGUGGACUGCGGCCUGUUCUUUGCUGACCGCCACCACCUGAUUACACAUCUGUGUGCCGGUAAGAAUCGGGCUGGCUCGCUGAGUAAGCAGAGCCUUAACGGGGCCAAAGGGAUUUCCGAAGGCGAGGGCCUGGGGGGAGGAGUUGCGGGCGGUAGCCGUGAUAUUGUUGGAAACGGUCGGCGGUCAGUGGUGGACCAAAGUGACAAACCACACAAGUGUGACCAGUGUGGGCGAGGCUAUAGACACCCGUGCUCCCUCCUCAACCAUAAAAAGUCCCACAAGACUGGUGUCUUCCGCUGCUUGGUGUGUCAGAAGCGUUACUACAACUUAUUGGCCCUCAAGAACCACCAGAGGACUCACUUUGACCUUAAGAGGCACAAGUGUGAAGAAUGCGGAAAGGCUUUCAAGAUCCAAAAACAGUUGAUUAACCACCUGCGUCUCCAUGAGGAACACCGGGCCAAAGGUCUGGUCCGGACUGGCCCAAACGGCUCGCGAUACCAGCAACCCGGCCUGUCGCAGAUGCAGAACAUGCGAGGCGAAUCAUCCAAGGCUCCACCGAUGGGUGUCAAGUAUGCUCAGCAGGGUUUCAAAAAGCCCUACUCGUCCGCUGGCACAUCCCGACCCCAGAAAUUUGACCCGGCUGAGAGCGGGAGGCGGCCUUUUGCCUGCGAGGAGUGCGGCAAGACCUACCGGCAUGCUGGAAGCUUGGCCAAUCACAAGAACCUCCACAAAAUUGGCGAGUACCACUGCAAUGUGUGUAACUCCACCUACCCCAACAGACUGGCAAUGAAGAACCACCUGCGCCUCCACUUUGCCCAAAAAAAGCACAACUGCCAGGAAUGCGGCAAGGGUUUCCGUACCCAGAGGCAACUGGCCACGCACACCACGGCGGGCCUGUGCAAGGGCCCACAAGGUCCGGGAGCACAGAUGGAUUUUGAGUGUGACGGCUGCUGCGAAGGCUUUCCUUCGGCCGAGCAGUUGGCAGCGCACGACUGCCCCGCCCAGCACUUGCCCUCGUCGUCGUCAGCUGGGAGCUCAUCCAACGUCAGCACGGAGAGGAACUCUGUCGACCCAGACUCUGACGAGCGGCCAUACACCUGCGAACUCUGCAGCUGCGCUUACAAGCACGCGAGCUCCCUCCUCAACCACAAGCACACGCACAAGACGGGCGAUUUCCGCUGCAACUUCUGCGACAAGCCUUACACUAACUACAUGGCGCUGCGCAACCACAUGCGCAUCCACACGCAACGCAAAAAGCACAUUUGCCACACGUGUGGGAAGGCCUUUCGCCUGGCCCGCUUUCUGCGCAAUCACCAGAAGGUCCACGAGGAGGGUGCCACUCCCUACGGCUGUCCCACCUGUGGGAAGAGUUUCCAGGGGAGGUCCGGUCUUGCACGACACCGCUGCGGGGACAACCAGGUAGGCGUGGAUGUCAGGAGGAAGACACCAGGAGCGACGGGAGAGGGCGACGAGUGUCGGUACACGUGUGACCAAUGCGGACGUUCCUACCGCCACGCCAGCUCCCUCCUCAACCACAAGAACACGCACACGCUCGGCAACUACCACUGCGCCGUGUGUCUUAAGACCUACUCGAACCUCCUGGCCCUCAAGAACCACCGGCGCAUACAUUCAGAGAUGAGGCGCCACCGCUGCCACGAUUGCGGCAAGUGCUUCCGCGUGGCCUCGCAGCUCUACAACCACAAACGGGUCCACCAAAAGCAGCGGGAGCUGACCUGCGCCUCUUGCCGCCGCGCCUUCCCCACACAGGCCAGCUUCCGACUGCACAUGGAGAUUAGCCACGGCCAGGAGCCCCAACAUCCCCCACCGCACCGCCACCGGCCGGGCUGGGGCUCCGGCCUGGACCUCACCUUGAUGCAGGGCAGGGACGGCGAGGGGCAUGCAGUGCCCAAACCCCACGUGUGCGAACAGUGCGGCCGAUCCUAUCGCCACGCCAGCUCUCUGGUCAACCACAAGAACAGCCACAAGACCGGAAGCUACUUCUGCAACUCGUGCCACAAGCAAUUCCCCAACUUGAUGUCCCUUAAGAACCACCGGCGCAUCCACACCGAGCCCAAGCGCUACCAGUGCCCUGAGUGCGGCAAGUCCUUCCGGGUGUCCACGCAGCUCAUCUGUCACCGCCGCAUGCACACCAAGGAAAAACCCUUUACAUGCCCGCAGUGCGACAAACGCUUCUCCUCCAAGUCCAACCUCAGGCACCAUAUGAAGGUACACUGGGCUGGCGCCUCCUCGGCGCCGCCCCAUAGGGCCGCCGGGCCGCCACCCAACUUUGGCGGCAUGCCGGGCGGCGCCUUCGUUUAA